UUUCGUCGUACACUUAGUGACGAUGUAGUGUUUUGAACUCAAAAUAUUUAAAGAUAAAUUUUUAACAAAAAAAAUAUGUCACUUUCAUUUAAAAUAAUUCUAUGAUAGACACCAUAAAAAACAGCCUCAUAAAGAAGUAGUGACACCUGUAAUUGACUAGCGAUAAUACAAACGUCAAUAAUAUAUCGCUAUAGCGCGUUACUGAUAAAAAUAUUGACCAUGUUUACCUACUAGACUUUUUCAAUUAACUCAAACAUGAUUUUUAUGUAAAAUCAUAUAUCCUUUUUAAAAGUAAAAAUAUUUUUCAAUUGUAAUAAUAUCAUAUAAUUAUUAUGUGACAUUGUUCUCUGAUAAAUACUUUUAAGUGUACUUUGGUUAUUCUAGCUAACUGGUUCAACUAGUGAUUGAAGAGAGUCGAAUCAAUACAAUUACAAUGGAUGUUGCAAUAAAUACUUUUGACAGUUGGUUAUCCAAAAAAUUGCAAGCAUUAAAUACCGAUGAAGGAGUUUUUGGAGCUUAUAUUAAAGGAAUUUUGGAAGGAGAUGAAACAGAAGAUGAAAAAACUGAAGCUCUCCAAAGUAUACUAUCUGGUAUAACGCAGGAAAAUAUCGAUACUCAUGUUGCUGAAAUUUUUGCGGCAUGGAUUAAAUGGCUUCCAACACAAGACAUGGUUAAAACAGUCACUCCCAUAGAAGAUGUUGAUGUAAGAUUAGCUCGAAUGUUAGAAUCACAAAGUAUAGCAACAACUACUCAGAGAAUUUAUACUGAUGAGGAACGACGAAUACGUGAAGCUGUUUUGGCGCAAUACAGUCAAAUGUCUGUUGAUGAAAAAAGUGAUGAUGAAGACCAAGAAACUGUUGUUAUAAGUGACGAUGGCCUAGAAAAAAAUAUGAACGCAGCUAAUAUUGCUCAACAAGAAAGAGACAAAAGAGAAAAAGCCAAAUUAGACAGCCAAAAAAAGAAAGAUAAAGACAAAGAAGAUCGAGAAAAACAAAAGCAGUUAAAAGAUGAAAAGAAAGAAAAACGUAAAACUCAGAAAGGAGAGCGACGGAGGUAACAUCUGAAAAGGAUUCACAAUAAUCUGGAAAUCAUGUAAGCGAGCAUCGCUAUAUGUAAUAUCAUGUGGAUUUUUUGUUGUAUUAUAAUUGUAGAUAUGCAUUUGACAGCUAGAGGAAUUUUAGAAGAAAUUAGUAGGUGGAAUUUUUUUUUUAUUAAUGUUAACCGAUUACUGAUUAUCAGAUAUGCAAAUAAUGUUAUUUACAAUUGAACUAGAAAUUUUUAUCAAAAACCACACAGGCUUUAGUUGGAUUCGAACCCGGGACUUUACACACGAAAGUCUAAUGUUAAAAAUUUCGGUUGCAAUUUUACCAGAAAUGAGUUGAAAGCUAAUAGGUAAAAUAUUAAGCUCCCUGUUUAUAGAAAAUGUCUUAGAAUCAAUUAGGUUCUCAUAAAUUCUCAUAUCAGUUUUACGAUCAAGUGCUAUAGUCAAGGCCUUGUAGAUUCAGCUAUGAGAAUCUUUCGUUUUUUUUUUUUUUUUUAUCGUCAGGACUAUAAUUCUAAUUGGGUACAGUUAUUACACAACACUUUACGGUAUUUGUUUUAGACACACAACAUUACGGUAUUUGACUUAGAAUAGUACAAAAUAAUUAUAGUAAUAUCACUAAAUAUUUUUCGAGAGUUAGCUUAUCAUUUUUACAUUGCAAGUAUUUUGAUUUUACAAUACAAAUUUUAGUAAUAUAAAAACAAAGUAUUUUAAUUUUACAAACAAUUUUAGAUCAGUCUAGUUUGGAAAAAUACAUUAUUUUUAUUGAAUCUUAAAUUGCAUUAUGAUUUGCGAUUUUUGCGAGCAGUUUACAAUAUUAUAAUUUUAUAAACAAUUUCUGAUCAUUCUAAUAAGAAAAAUUAUAAUUAUUGUAAAUCUUAUAUAUAUACGAAUUAUAAUUAGUAUACUAAUGUUAACAGAAAUUUUGUCU
This is a messenger RNA of Microplitis demolitor, 1973 nucleotides long. Its product is annotated as coiled-coil domain-containing protein 43. NCBI's taxonomy places the organism in Eukaryota, Metazoa, Arthropoda, Insecta, Hymenoptera, Braconidae. The coding region runs from base 434 to 1057 and encodes 207 amino acids. The record is from RefSeq and is a predicted model, not a curated record. The transcript has 4 exons.